AUGAAGAUGGCGUCGGCCCUGCUGCUGCUGCUGAGCGCGCUCCUGGGCGCCCGCGCCGCGCCUGCCCCGCGCCUCUCCUGCUACAAGAGGGCCCUAGGAGGCCACGGCUGCCACAGCAUCCCCCAAGCCGUGGCCACCCUUCGACCAGUCGACCAGAGCCUGCAGGAUCACUUUUGGGAAGGGAAGGGCUGCGACACCAUCUGCUACUGCAGCCUCAGGGAGUUGCUCUGCUGCCCCAAAAAUAUUUUCUUUGGACCAAAGAUAUCUUUUGUGAUCCCCUGCAACAGUCAGUCACUGACGUCAAGCCCCCCGUGA
Molecule: messenger RNA, 315 nt
Organism: Tinamus guttatus (white-throated tinamou)
Lineage: Eukaryota; Metazoa; Chordata; Aves; Tinamiformes; Tinamidae
Gene: SCRG1
Product: stimulator of chondrogenesis 1
Cellular component (GO): Golgi apparatus; neuron projection terminus
Source: RefSeq, a predicted model, not a curated record